This is a messenger RNA of Vitis vinifera (wine grape), 2574 nucleotides long. RefSeq names its product la-related protein 1C. The record is from RefSeq and is a predicted model, not a curated record. Bases 145 to 1851 code for a protein of 568 amino acids. The transcript is spliced from 7 exons. Gene Ontology annotation, molecular function: RNA binding. Lineage: Eukaryota; Viridiplantae; Streptophyta; Magnoliopsida; Vitales; Vitaceae.
AUAGACUCCCUACUAGCAAAGAAAUAGAGAGAUCGCUGGCCUCUUUACUCCUCGGCUCUGCCUCUCUCUGCGAGAUCGGAUCCUCAGCGAUCCGGCACCCAAAAAUCUUUGGAACCUUCUCGCAUUACCAAACCCUAGGUUCUGAUGGCAACUGCUAAUUCAUCGGCUCCCACUGGUCCGCAUCUUUCGCCGCGAUAUUCACCGGACGGUCACAGUAGUCCCAAAUCGCGGCGCUCGGCUGCUCGGGGCGCGGUGACGUCGCCCUGGACGCAGGUGGUGCGUGGUGAAUCGGAAUCGAUCACCGCGGCUCCAUCUUCACCCGUAUCGUCUCAGGAGCAAAUUGUGGUUUCGUCUGAUUGCUCGCCUACGAAAGCGACUUCGGAUUCUCCGGCUUCGCCGGAGGAUUCUUCGCAAGUGGAGGCUCAACUGGAAAGUUCUGAUAACGGCAACGGCAAUGCCGGUAAGCGGCCGGCGUGGAAUAAGCCUUCGAAUGGCGUUGCUGAGGUUGGGCCUGUGAUGGGGGCCAGUUCUUGGCCCGCUCUCUCAGAGUCCGCCAGAGCUUCUGCUAAAUCUGCGUCUGAUUCAUUGAAAAGUCCCACAGAUGGAUCCAUCUCGACGCCGCCGGCUCAGGUUCACGUUCAGGGGAGUGGAAAUGCAUCUUCUCCUUCACACAAACAAGUCAAUAAUAAUCCAAUUCCUAGUUCCACUCCGAGCCAUGCUUUACCCACACGCCAGAAAUCUAUGAAGCGCGGUGACCGCAGUGGAGGGAGUAGUUCUGCCAAUGCCGGCCUCCCUCAGCCGGCAGCUCCUCAGGGCCCAGUAAUGGAAGUGCCUCCUAAUAACUCUUCUCCUAGAGAUCAUACGAACAGAAGUAUCCAUCCGGAGGGUGGACAAAGGGGUGGAUUUGUGCCACAAUCCCAUAGUGGUAACGAUUACCCACAUCAACGGGGUUCUUAUCGAAAAGGAAAUAGUGGCCCCCAUUCACGGGGAGAUGGUUCUCACCAUCACGGUUAUGGGGGCAGGCGUGACCAGGACCGUGUGAACCAUGAUUGGAAUCCUCAUCGAAAUUUUAAUAGAGAACCCCAUAUGCAGCCGCGAGUUGUUGCUAGGGGCUUUAUUAGGCCCCCAUCACAUUCUUCUGCUCAGUUUAUUGCUCCCCCUCAUCUGCGACCUUUUGGUAAUCCCAUUCUUUACCAGGAAUUGGCAUCUCCAGUGUCUCAGGUGGUGUAUGUUCCAGCUCCGCAUGCAGACCCCCUCAGAACUGUGCCUUUUGUUGCACCAAUGCCUCAUCCAAUGUUUUUUCCUCCCCAGGAUCAUCAGUUGCAUGCUAAGUUAGUUGCUCAGAUAGAUUAUUAUUUCAGUAAUGAGAAUUUAAUUAAAGAUAUUUACUUGAGGCAGAACAUGGAUGAACAGGGCUGGGUUCCUGUUAAAUUAAUAGCAGGCUUCAAAAAAGUGAAGCUUUUGACAGAAAAUAUCCAGCUCAUAUUGGAAGCUGUAAGAACUUCUACUAUUGUGGAAGUACAGGGUGACAAAUUAAGGAGGCGUGGUGAUUGGAUGAAAUGGAUAAUGCCGCCAUCUGUUCAGUUCUCUCCUCUUUCAAGCCCUCAGUCUAUUGGAAGUUCUAGUUAUGAUACGCUGGCAGCUCGUUUCCAAAAUGUCACACUAGGGGAGCAGACUACUAACUACAGUACUGUGAGGAGUGAAGCAGAUGUCCAUGUUGAGGCAUUCUCAAGUAGAUCAUCAUCUGGAGAUUUGAAUAGCCAGUCAAAGCCAUACAGCAGCGAGGGGCCCAGCCAAGUUGGUGUUCAAGGAGGUCCUGAUCGCUCAAAUUCAGCAAAGAAUUUCAAGUAAGAGAGACAUGUGCUGGUGCACAUCUUUUUGAGGAGGGUUGUUGGAGGGAAAUAGGGGAGGAGGGAAUUAAUGACAAUGGUGAAUAUCUUUCAUUUUCUCGGAGAUAGUGGCCUUGCCAUGACAUGAUGAAAUUGAUUUCUCAUGAGGCAGCAGACAGACAAACUAGAAAGGGGGAAAAAAGAAAAAAAACAAAAAAAACUACUAAGAAGUGAUCAAAAGACCAAAGGAAAAAUGCUUUUUGUGACUUGAGCUAGUACCAUAAGUUUAUUGGGAUGUAUGUAUGGUUUUACUGGAUGUUGCCUUUUUACCUCAUUUUUAUUGGUGGCAUGGUUGGCAUUUCCAUCUGGGGAAUUUUGAUGCUAUUUCCCCUCGCAGCCUCUCAGCUGUUUUUCUUUUUAAUCUACGGGGUCAGGUUACCUCCAAUUUUAGGAGGGAGACUAAUCUAAUGAAGAGUGAUGGAAGAAAGGGUUUGGUUGGUGUGUAUUUGCGUCCUGGCAAAAAAAGGAGGGUGGAUCUGUUGGAUGCUGCUGCUUGUGCUACAACUAAAACUUUACGCCAGUCAGGAUCCUGGGUGACAUGAUCUUUUUUAGUUUUUACUAUGUUGUUAUAUAUAUAUUAUAUAUACAUAUCUUACAUUCAUAUGUAUACUUUCUUUCUUCAAGACCAGUUGAAGAUUUUACUACAUAAAAUUGGCCCCCUUGUUGGGCUCGAACCUUUGAAACA